This is a messenger RNA of Tachysurus vachellii, 2287 nucleotides long. RefSeq names its product chemerin chemokine-like receptor 2 (gene cmklr2). The transcript has 3 exons. Gene Ontology annotation, molecular function: complement receptor activity; G protein-coupled receptor activity. Lineage: Eukaryota; Metazoa; Chordata; Actinopteri; Siluriformes; Bagridae. Gene Ontology annotation, biological process: chemotaxis; complement receptor mediated signaling pathway; inflammatory response. Gene Ontology annotation, cellular component: plasma membrane. The record is from RefSeq and is a predicted model, not a curated record. Bases 369 to 1436 code for a protein of 355 amino acids.
UCUCUCUCACACACACACACACACACACACACACACACACACACACACACACACACACACACACACACACACAGUCUUUCUGCACUGCUAGAUCUUGGAGCGCAUCCUGUUCUAAAGCAAAGGCUAAAGAAAACGCGGAAGGGCGAGAUUUCCAACACCAGCCUUAUCGCAGCCUAUAUGAACUGGUGCUGGACGAGUUGAAGGUGUUGACUCUGUGGAUGAUAUUGUUUUUGUGGAAUGAAGUGGGGUAACACACAGCAGAGAGGGAAAAAUCUGCACUGCUAAAGCCCAGGAGUGGAUCAGAACUGUGCAUUAGUGCAGAACUGUUCAGCCACUGCACACGCAAUUAUCAUAUAAUCUUUUCUACAAUGAUGGUCGUGGAGGACAUUGAUUAUGACAAUAUCUCUUAUGAAUAUCUGGAGUAUGGGGACUUUGAGGAGAAAGGAGAAACUUAUGUCCAGAAGGAAACUCUGCAUAUUAUUUCUGUGGUGAUCUACAUUUUAGCAUUUGUGAUUGGUAUAAUUGGGAAUGGCAUUGUGAUCUGGGUCACUGCUUUCAAAAUCAAAAGGACAACUAACAGUGUUUGGCUGCAGAACCUUGCUAUUGCAGAUUUUGUGUUUGUCCUUUUCCUACCAUUUUCCAUUGAUUAUGUGCUGCGUGAUUUUAAUUGGAUCUUUGGCUGGACAAUGUGCAAGCUGAACUCUUUUGUGUGCACAGUGAACAUGUAUGCUAGUGUGCUGUUCCUCACUGUGCUCAGUCUGGACCGUUACAUUUCUCUCGUGCACCUUACUUGGUACCAAAGGUUCCGUACCGUGCGACGGGCCUGGAUUAUCUGUGCAUUGACCUGGGUGAUGUCCAGCCUCCUAAGCAGUCCAGCACUAAUAUUUAGAGAAACACUACAGUAUAACAAAAAGGUUGUGUGUUUCAACAACUUCCAUAAUGAGGAUGCACAUGUUAGGAAGGUGAGACACAUUUCUAUGGUGACUCUCCGUGCCACAGUUGGCUUCCUCCUGCCGUUCCUCACCAUCAGUGUGACUGCAAUAUUAUUGACUGGUAAGAUGAGGCAGUUUGGCAAUGUACGCUUCUCCAGCUUCUCUAAAAUGAUCUCAGCAGUUGUCGUGGCCUUCUUCCUGUGCUGGGCGCCAUUCCACACCUUUAGCCUUAUGGAGCUCACGAUGCACCACUCAAUCUUUCUGGGUCACGUCCUGAAUGUGGGCUUCCCUCUGGCCACCAGCCUGGCUUUCUUCAACAGCUGCAUCAACCCAAUACUCUAUGGGCUGUUGAGUAAGAAUGUGCGGGCAAUUAUCAAAGGUUCCUUCAUAAGCAUUACUAAGAAGUCACUGAGAGAGCUAAGCAACAACCUAUCUGCCACUGAGACUGUUUCACUUCCACCCAGCUGCUCACCCGAAGAACCCUCUGCCUACAGUACUGUUUGAAGGACAAGAUCUAAAACAUCAGUAAACAAACUUCUUGUACAUUUGUGAUUUGUGAAGAGUUGUAUUUUACAUAUGUACAUGCUUAAGAUAUCUGAUCAUAGAGAAAAAUAAUAAUUUGUUACUACAUAAUUUAUAUGUGAUACGUUUGCAGAAGAAUAUUGCACAAGGAUUUUAAACAGAACUUCUCUUUUAUUCAUCCAAGAAGCAAACCAGGGCGUUUUUUAUAAUUUGCUUUCUUUGGAACUGGUCUUGUUUGGCUGCCCGUGUAUAAUGACUAUCAAUUUCUCAGAGUGGAAAACAUGAGCAAGUUGUGUCCCAACCACCUCUCCCAGACUUGGUGAAAGUAGAAACCAAACAUUUUCUCCAUUACAGCCCUGUGAUGACCCUCAUUACACAAACAAGACACAAUUCAGGAAAGAAACUAUAUUUAUUUCUAUAUUUGAAUAAUAUUUAAUAUUUUUACUUGACAGAAUUGACCGCAUGGUUAAUCUUUCAUUUACCAUUGGUUAUUUUUAAAUAAAGAUUUAAUUAAUUAUUGACUUCAAAAUAUUUGAGGUAACUCUCCAGCAUGAUUUCUGUUCUUUUUUCCUGUCAGGUUAGAUGUGGCUCAUGACAAACAAAAAAAAGAAUUCUCUUGUUUUUGUCUUUAAUUUGAAACAAUAUUUACAGCAUAUUUAAACCUAUUUUAGCACCUUUGGACUAUUUACUUUAGAUGUUUGUAAAGAAACGUAUGAAUAAGAGACAGAAUUAAAAUAUUUUGUAUAAAAUAAUUUUACACGCAAAGAGCAAAUUUUGGUUUGUAGCUGCUGAUUUGCUUUGUCUUAAUAAAUUUACUACUAAAAAUAUUCUAA